AUGGAACAAGGCAACGGGACCCUCCCACCUGUAACCUGGACAAAUUCUAGCCAGUCCCCCGUACCCACGAAGGAUGUUCAGCUGGCCUCAGCCGGGCUUCUGUUCCCCACUGUCCUGGUGGGUCUUGUGGGGAACGGUCUGUACCUGUGGGUGCUGGGGUGGAAGAUGAAGAGGACGGUGACCACGCUCUGGUUCCUCCAUCUGGUUUCCUGUUCUCUCCUCUUCACCCUGCUGAUCCCCUUCUUCAUCAUCUACAUCCUGAUGGGUUUCCACUGGGCCCUCGGCACAGCCAUGUGCAAACUCAUCAGUGCCUGCAUCCAACUUGGCAUGUUUUCUUCAGUCUUCCUCCUCACCCUCAUCAGCCUGGACCGCUACACCUUCACCUGCCACCCUGUCUGGUCCCAGCAUCACCGCACCGUGCACGAGGCCAAGAAGCUGGUUGCAGGGGCGUGGCUGGUCUCCUUAGCCCUCAGUGCUCCCUAUCUGGCUUUCCAGGAGACCAGAUUGUUGGGGAACGGCAGAGUCACUUGCACAAAUUAUUACACUGGCACUGGAGACCAGGCUGGAGAUGCCUGGAAGGAGCACAUGUACCUCGUGCUGUUCAUGAGCCGGCUCCUGCUGGGCUUCCUGCUGCCCCUCUGCGUCAUUGCAGGAUGCUACGUCCGGAUGGGCCUGACAAUGAAGGAGAAGGGACUGGCCAGGAGCGGGAAGCCCUUCAAAGUCAUGGUGGCAGCGGUGGUGUCCUUCGUCUUCGGCUGGCUGCCCUACCACCUCUACUACGGCCUGAUGCUCUUCAUUGAGGGGCCCAAGUCAUUAACUGCCACCUUCCAGCUCAUUUGUGUCAUCAUGUUCUGUGCCAACGUCUGCUUCACGCCCGUCCUCUACCUCUUUGUGGGGCAGACGUUCCAGCAGGUCUUCAGAGCAUCCCUGAUCUCUCUGGUCAGAGCAGCAUUUUACGAGGAUCUCGACAGCGAUGGGUUGGGGCCUCAUUCCCAUGGGAGGACCCAGCGAGAAACUGACUGCAUGGAAGUAUAG
Molecule: messenger RNA, 1035 nt
Organism: Pelodiscus sinensis (Chinese soft-shelled turtle)
Lineage: Eukaryota; Metazoa; Chordata; Testudines; Trionychidae
Source: RefSeq, a predicted model, not a curated record